Acipenser ruthenus (sterlet) is the source of this 4004-nucleotide messenger RNA. Its product is annotated as serine/arginine repetitive matrix protein 1-like. Lineage: Eukaryota; Metazoa; Chordata; Actinopteri; Acipenseriformes; Acipenseridae. The coding region runs from base 66 to 2816 and encodes 916 amino acids. The transcript has 18 exons. The record is from RefSeq and is a predicted model, not a curated record. Gene Ontology annotation, cellular component: spliceosomal complex. Gene Ontology annotation, biological process: regulation of mRNA splicing, via spliceosome; mRNA processing. Gene Ontology annotation, molecular function: RNA binding.
UUCUUCCCGCUUUGCAUUGUGGGAUCGGUGUGCACUUCUCUCCCAUACACACACACAGACAGAAGAUGGACGCGGGUUUCUUCCGCGGCACAAGUGCUGAGCAGGACAAUCGCUUCAGCAACAAGCAGAAGAAACUGUUGAAGCAGCUGAAAUUUGCAGAAUGUCUGGAAAAGAAGGUGGAUAUGACCAAGGUGAACCUGGAAGUAAUCAAGCCAUGGAUAACCCAGAGAGUGACAGAAAUCUUAGGAUUCGAGGAUGACGUCGUCAUUGAAUUUAUUUUCAACCAGCUUGAGGAAAAGAAUCCAGACAGUAAAAUGAUGCAGAUUAACCUGACUGGGUUCCUGAAUGGGAAGAACGCCAGAGAGUUCAUGGGAGAGCUGUGGCCCCUGCUUCUGAGUGCUCAAGAAAACAUUGCUGGUAUCCCCUCUGCUUUCCUGGAGCAGAAGAAAGAGGAGAUUAAGCAGAGACAGCAGAUCGAACAAGAAAAGAUAGCCACUUUGAAGAAACAGGAUGAAGAAAAGGAGAAGAAAGAUAAGGAAGAUAAAGAAAAUAGAGACAAGGACAAAUCCAAAAGUCCAAAAAGGAAAAAAUCCCGGUCCUCUUCACCAAGACGACGCUCCCCUGUUAGACGUGACAGAAAGCGCAGUCAUUCCCGGUCACCUCGUCGAAGGGCGAAGAGCCCCGCUGUUACACCCCCCUCUCCACCAAAAAACACAGAGCCGCUUCUGCCAGAGCCUGAUCAAUCAGUGACCGUGACAAAUGACUUGCUCAUUCAAGAAGCUUCUUCAACAAGUGAUCUACUGAAGGAAGUCAAACCAGACUCUGUACUUGAAACAAAAGAAGCUUCUCCAGAUGGGCCCCCAAAGGAGGAAAAACCGAAACCAAAAGAAAAGGAGAGAGAGAAAGAUAGAAGAGAAAGAAACCGGCAUAGAUCUCGCUCCCGGUCUCGCUCCCGCUCACAUUCUCGCUCCAGAAGGCGACCCAGAUCCCGAUCCAGAUCCUACUCUCCUAGGAGGAGACCCAGCCCUAGAAGGCGUCCCUCACCCCGCAGGAGGAGUCCACCAAGGCGCAUGCCUCCCCCUCCAAGGCACAGGAGAAGCAGAUCCCCAGUCAGAAGGAGGCGUUCUCCUUCACCCACUUCAGGUAGCAGCUCUUCCUCCUCCUCAUCUCGAUCACGGUCUCCCCCAAAGAAGCCAGUGAAGCGCAUUUCCACAAGUCCACCCCGCAAGCCUCGCCGAUCGUCUCCUUCAGCUAGUCCCCCCAGGAGGAGGCACAGGUCACCCCCACCUCCCAGCCCUCCUCCCAAGGGUCGCAGAUCCUCCUCGCCUCAGCAGUCCAGCAGAGCAAGGAAGGGACGUGGUUCCCCUUCCCCUUCCAGAGCAUCAGCUCCAAAACGCAAAACUGGUCUAAAGGAUGAAUCUCCUGUCCCAAAACCCAGAAGAUCAGAACAAUCAGAAUCCGAAGAUGAUAAAGGUGGGAAGGGGGCUACAGCAGAUUCUGUACAACAGAGACGUCAGUAUCGCAGGCAGAAUCGGCAGUCUUCAUCAGACACUGGAUCUUCUUCCUCUUCUGAAGAUGAAAGGCCCAAAAGGUCAGCGGCGAGGAAUGGAGAGAUCAAAAAGCGACACCCACGCUCGGCUUCAAGGAGUUUGUCUCCUUCGAGGAGACGACAGAGAGAUAUGUCUCCCAGGAUGCCGCUUGGAAAGAGAUGGCAGUCACCAGUAACUAAAAGGCGAAGAAGAACCCCAUCUCCUCCAGGCAGACGCCGCCCCCCUUCCCCUCCUAGACGACGAAGAUCUCCUUCACCUCCACCCAGACGCAGGUCUCCUUCACCCCCACCACGCAGGCGCUCUCCUUCUCCAAGACGAUUCUCUCCCCCAAUUCAGAGACGCUACUCUCCCUCUCCCCCUCCUAAGCGAAGAGGGUCAGCAUCCCCGCCCCCAAAACGCAGAGCAUCUCCUUCCCCAGCACCAAAGCGCAGAACCUCCAGAUCCCCCCCUCCCAAACGCAGGGGCUCUCCGCCACCAAAGAGACAUUCCCCCUCUCCUUCACGACAGAGGAGAAGUCCCCCUGCUGGCAGAGCAAACAGAGACACGCGCUCCCCUCCUCUUCAAAGCAAGUGCCUCUCGCCAUCACCUGCUCCGCGAGGCAGGACUUCACGAGGGUCAGUGAGCCCACCUCCACGCAGAGGGCCUUCCAGCACACCGCCUCCUCCACCACCACCACAGCCACAGAGGCGCCAGCAGUCUCCAUCCCCGAGCACUAGACCCAUUAGGAGAGUGUCCAGGACCCCAGAACCUAAGAAGACAAAGAAGGCCUCACCAAGCCCUCAGCCUGUAAGGAGGGUGUCUUCAAGAUCAGUUUCAGGAUCUCCAGAACCUGCUCCAAAGAAGCAUUCAGCUGCCCCAUCAGCGUCCCGAUCUCCGUCUCGCUCAGCUAGCGGAAGUCCACCCCCACCGGUCAAAAAGGCCAAGAGCGCGUCGCCCAGCCCAUCUCCUGCAAAGAACUCUGACCAAGAAGCUGGUGGUAAAAAGAAAAAAAAGAAGAAAGAUAAGAAACACAAGAAGGAGAAAAAACACAAGAAGCACAAGAAACACAAGAAAGAAAAAGCAGCAGCAACAACGACCGCUGCAGAUGCAGAAACUACUGUCCCGGAACCUGAAGCAGAAGGGGAUUCAGAUCCCAAAAAGCAUUCAGACAGUGAAGCCGAAGACAACCUUGAUGAUUUAGAGAAGCACCUAAGGGAGAAAGCACUGCGAUCCAUGCGGAAGGCUCAGACGUCCCCGUCCCCAUCACCAUCACCGUCACCGUCAUGAAGGCCCUGGAUGUUUCAGUGUAUAUUGAGUUUGUUUUGUUAACAUGAUUGAUCUUUCGAAUGUACUAUUGUGAUGUUCACUCCCAGAAUUUAAAGUUUUGUCAUGUUAAUCUGAUGAGACCAGAAAAAUGUCAGCAGUGUACUGGUGACCUCUUCCUUGUAAAAGUGAAAGGAAACUGUCUUCCAUAGAUGGAGGUUAACGUGUUUUUAGAAAACAAUAACUUUAAAACCAGGAAUGCAUUACGUUACUGUUUUUUAGAUGACGUCUUGUGCGAGAUAGCAUGCAUACAUACAUACGUACAUACAUACAUGCACGCACCACUUCAAUUACAAAUAUUUACUCCAAACCCAGUUAGUCACAGGUAAUUUACUGUUAAUGUGUUGAGGUGGUUUAGUUCAAGAAGCCAUGAAUUGUAACUUAGAUUGUAUCGGGUACUCAAAGCAGUCAAAGCGGUUACACUUCUUAAACUCUCCCAUUUGUAAGACCUCCUUACGAUGUCUGCUCACAGAUUUGAAUUGCAGUUCAAGAAUUUACAGAAGGAAUUUGAAGAGCACAAAAAAAUGACAGUUUUGUAUCCCACAUAGACAGAUAAUAGCAGAGCAGUCCUAUCAAUGCACUGGAUUGUGUAUAGAUACAGCAAUUCAGAAAGGUCACUUGUGUUUUUGUUUAUUUGGUGCUCCUUAUUCUAAAAUAGUUGACCCCUGAAGCUUUUAAUCUGCUCCAGUAAUUACUUUGAUAUCUGCCUCUGAUUGUUACCAAAUUGAUCUUUAUUAGGUACUCUACUAUUGAGACAUGGUAGGCAAAGUAAUGCUGGUGCAGGUUACACCUUUAUUGUGAAACACAUUGGCUGAGAACACUGGACCUUUUUAUUUUAUUUAAUGUUUAUGCUGGCAUUUUUAUAUAAGGAUUUAAUUGGGAGAGGAAUAUUGUUCCUUGGGAACCGUUUACUUUGUAUGUUUGCUUUUGUAAAAACAUCAAUUGAUAAAUGCCAGUUAAGUAUUUAGUUAUUGCGAUUGUUCCAACAUCAACAUUUUAUUUUCAGUGCUGUUGCCUGUGGGAGUUUAAUAGACCUGUAAUUGAAUAUAAUGCUCUUGUCAUCUUUUGAACUUUAAAGGUUUUUUUUUUUUUUUUAUAAACAUUGUGGUUUGAAUGGAAAUUAAAUUUCUAAAUUAAAUAGAAUGGGUCUUG